Molecule: messenger RNA, 1939 nt
Organism: Paralichthys olivaceus (Japanese flounder)
Lineage: Eukaryota; Metazoa; Chordata; Actinopteri; Pleuronectiformes; Paralichthyidae
Gene: fgf20b
Product: fibroblast growth factor 20b
Biological process (GO): animal organ morphogenesis; positive regulation of gene expression; positive regulation of cell population proliferation
Cellular component (GO): cytoplasm
Molecular function (GO): fibroblast growth factor receptor binding; growth factor activity
Source: RefSeq, a predicted model, not a curated record
CUCCCCGGAGCUGCUUCACCUGCACUGCAGCGUUUCUCCAGCCCGCACCGCUCCAUCCGCCUCUGCUGCACACGGGCCGAGGUAUCACCGUCCACUGCUGCACAGGUAAUGCAACAUGAGGAGCAACCGCACCUCCAGCUGAUGAGGAAGACGCAGCGGUAGAGAAGGAGGAAGAAUAGGGAGAGAAAUCGGUGCAUGAUCCUGGUGAGUGUUUCAUGCUGGAUAAGAGGAGGAGAGGAAACCCGUGCGUCCGCGCGUCCUUGCACCACGGGGUCGUGCGCUAAGUAACGCAGGAGGUGAACGGAAACAUGCACUAUAAGUGACAGUGGGAACCAGGUAGCCUACUAAGCAAGAGCGCGCUCCCUCCGGACCUCCUCACUGAACUUUACCCGCUGAGCUCUGACGCGAUGGCUGCUGCCGCCGCUUCUGCUCCUGCUCUGGGGGAAGUUGGAGGCGUCUUGCACGGCAUCGAAGGUGUCACACACGUCGGGUCCCAUUUCUUCCUGAGCCCUCUGGGGGACAGUCCCACGCUGCUGCUGGGGGAGCACCUGGUACCCGGGGACAGGCUCUCCCGGAGCACCGCAGCGGAUUUAACGCACCUCAAAGGGAUCCUGAGGAGGAGACAGUUGUACUGCAGGACUGGAUUUCACCUGGAAAUACUUCCGGAUGGCACAGUGCAGGGGACGAGGAAGGACCACAGUCGUUUUGGUAUUUUGGAAUUCAUAAGUCUUGCUGUUGGGUUGAUAAGCAUUAGAGGGGUGGACAGCGGACUCUAUCUAGGCAUGAACAACAAAGGAGACCUGUAUGGUUCUGAGAAGCUCACAGCCGAAUGUGUCUUCAGGGAGCAGUUUGAGGAGAACUGGUACAACACAUACUCCUCCAACCUCUACAAGCACGGAGACAAAGGGACACGUUAUUUUGUGGCAUUAAACAAAGAUGGGACUCCAAGGGAUGGGACUAAAUCCAGGCGACACCAGAAAUUUACCCACUUCCUGCCCAGGCCCGUGGACCCUGACCGUGUGCCGGAGCUGUACAGAGACAUCCUGGGGCACAGCUGAGACCUGCAGGGGAGGCCUGGUGCAGAUCAGGAAUAGCUGCUGAAAACCCUCGCAGGCAGGGAGCAGAGAAGAGAGCGAGGGACGCAGGAGGGGAUGUGGCCGGGGCAAGCUGGUGGACAGCAGCCCGGCCGGCAGGGGAUAAAGGUACCGGGGGCCUCUUGUAGGAAUGCACGGGCCAUCUCUCAGCAGCCAGGACGACAGGUUAGAAUGUCUGCACGCUUGGCAUGAGGGGGGUCAUUUGUUUCAGAGGCCGGACAACCCUCACAAGUACCUGCGCGGAAUAGGAGACGAAUAGGAAACGGAGCUGGAUGGUCAGCAAGCAUCUCCUCUGUCGUGUGUGGGACAGAGACGUCAGUCAGUCGAUGUGGCAUCUGUGGGAAUCUGCAGAAUCGCAACAUGGUACUUUUUAUUUGGGUGCUGUGUCAGAGAGCCACAUGUUGUUCAGAAGGACUUUGAAGGAAUUCUGUUUUGUUUUUCUUACCUGUGUCUAGACUUGUUUAAACAGAGCAAAGUGUAACAAUUUAUUUAUUCCUUUUUAGAUACAUAUAUUUAUGUUAUAUAUUUAUUUAUUUGAGAAUAUAUUUUUACAGUUAGACAACAUGCGAUAUAGAAAAACCACUAGAAAUUGUAUCAAUUAUAUAAAGACUGAGACACUGUACCAUUAAGUCUUUUAUUUUGAAAAAAGCUCAGCCAGUGAUAUACUGUAAUAUGACCAGAAAUAUGAAACAUAGUGUAUAUGGAAUACACCCCCAAUUUUGAAAUGUAUUUUAUCAUGAUAAGAUAACUGUGAAUCAAAUUUUAAAGAAAUUCUUUGUCUUUUUGACACAGUGAUUACAACCAAACUACUGUUACUUGUGUUUUAAGCAGAAUCUGAAGUUGAC